AAAAAUCGACCUUGAAUGAUUCAUGGGGGGUAAAACUUUCACCGGCUGUUGGAUUCGAUAGCUCACAUUGUCCCGGUUGACGUUCCCACCAGACGAACGCCAGCAUUCAACCUGUUCUAACUUCGGAAUUUUGGACGCCAUGAGCAACUUUUCAAUCGUACUGAUACUAUGGCUAUCUGCAGCGUGCGGAGCUGACUCGUUCGCCAUCCGUUCCAAACGGGCUGAAGAAUCCUCGUCAAAUGCUACUACAAGACAGUUAGGAGGGUACGGUUUCCCGGCUCCAUACUCACCGCCAUACGGCGGUUAUAAUUCUCAUCAACAGUACCCGUCGUACGGUGGACAUCAACCAACGUUUUCAGCCUUAGGGCCUUAUCCAGGUGGGCCAUCACCUCUUUAUCAACAACAAGGAUAUGGCGUCGGCAGUUACCCUGGAGCCAGUCCUUAUGGCCAAUAUCCGUCCAACGGAAUAUAUGGGGGCUCUCCGCAGAGUUCUUACUACCCAUCUACUCCAACGCAUUCCCCUUACCCGACCAAUUCUUUUAAUCCAUCUUAUGGAACUUAUCCUCCUAACAACGGGUAUGGUAACUACAACCCAUCGAUUCAAGGUGGGUCCUACAAUCCAUCAAUUCAAAGUGGAUUGUACCAUCCACAAAUUCAAGGUGGAUCCUACAAUCCACCAAUUCAAGGUGGAUCUUACAAACCACCAAUUCAAGGUGGAUCGUACAAUCAACCCAUUCAAGGUGGAUCAUACAAUCCUACGAUUUCUGCCAUAACGGCUCAGAGUCCUUACCGUCCGUCCAGUGUUAUUCCUGAUCCAUUUGGUUCGGUGGCUCCUGUCAUCGGGAAUCCUCCUUACAGUCCAGUUUCCAGCGGAGGAUCGUCCUAUAAUCCCAGUGCAGGAUCGUCCUUUAAUCCCAGCCCAGUGGCAGCUACGCAAACUCCCUACAAACCAAUAACGAUAAUUGAAAGCCCAUCGUACAAUCCUAGUUAUCAGGGAUCCAGUUCGUACAAACCUAGCAGCUCUGUAGGGUCUCAGGAAGGUUAUGAUUCCGUCGUUGUCAAUGCCCAAGGAUACGACCAGCCAUCAUCCUACAAACCGUCUUCUGGCAGUUACAAACCGCCGGUGUAUUCUUCGACCUAUAACAAACCCCAGUCUUCAAAUUAUCAGCCGUCAUCUAGUUAUUCUGGUCAAAACUCGUACCGUCCAAUAACUGUCCAAGCUUCGAUUCAAGAAAUUCCGAACAGUGCUACCAACUAUCCAUCCAGUUCACAAAACAGACCCAGCUUUUAUUCGGCAUCUUCGGAUAAGGUGACGUUUCCGAAGGAUUAAUAUAUGAUAUUUAAACAAAAAUACUUUAAUAAAAUUAUUUAAUUUGUAUAAUUAAAUAUUUCUUUAACCUAUGUAAUAAUGUGAUGUUGCUGUUUUCCAGUUUGAGCGCCAUAACUCAUAUUAACUGUACUCCAUAUGUGCCACCUGUGUUAUCCUGUAGCUGUUUUUUUUGGGAGCCAUCCCUAAAAUUCCAGAAUGAAGUAACAAUAUA
This is a messenger RNA of Daphnia carinata, 1541 nucleotides long. Its product is annotated as DNA-directed RNA polymerase II subunit RPB1-like. The record is from RefSeq and is a predicted model, not a curated record. The transcript has 4 exons. Bases 140 to 1330 code for a protein of 396 amino acids. NCBI's taxonomy places the organism in Eukaryota, Metazoa, Arthropoda, Branchiopoda, Diplostraca, Daphniidae.